AUGUGCAGCAGCAGCAUCAUCCUCCUCAACAAGCAAGUUCUCUCGCACCAUGGGUUCAAGGCGGUCAACUCCCUCUUGGCGUACCACUGCCUCAUCGCGGUCGCGCUGCUGAGGGGCGCCGCGGCGCUUGGUCUGGUGGAGAUCGCGCCCCUGACGCGCGACGUGCUGCGGCUGUGGCUGCCCCUGAAUUUCAUAUUCGUGGGGAUGCUGGCGACGGCUUUCAAGUCGCUGGGGCUGCUGGGCGUGGGCGUCAUGUCGCUGCUGAAAAACCUGACCAACAUAUUCAUCAUAGCCGGGGACUAUGUGAUGAUGGGCCGCACGUACACGUGGCAUGUAUACGCCUGCCUGCUGUUGAUGCUCGCCACCGCGGCCGGCGGCGCGGCGACCGACGCGGCUUUCUCGCCGGCGGGCUACGCGUGGCAGCUGCUCAACUGCCUGCUCACGGCCGCCUACGCGCUGUACCUGAGCCACGUGACUCAGCGCCUGUCGUCGUCAGCGGGCCCCUCCGGCCGCCGCGUGAACGAGGCCAGGUGCGGGCUUGCGCGGUUCCUCGCGGUGCCAUGA
This is a messenger RNA of Monoraphidium neglectum, 564 nucleotides long. RefSeq names its product GDP-mannose transporter. The record is from RefSeq and is a predicted model, not a curated record. Gene Ontology annotation, cellular component: Golgi apparatus. Bases 1 to 564 code for a protein of 187 amino acids. The transcript is spliced from 4 exons. NCBI's taxonomy places the organism in Eukaryota, Viridiplantae, Chlorophyta, Chlorophyceae, Sphaeropleales, Selenastraceae. Gene Ontology annotation, molecular function: GDP-mannose transmembrane transporter activity; antiporter activity.